GUCCUUAUCUUAAGUCACAGAGAUAUCAAAUUCGACAAGAAUGGUUCUGUUGUUUCUUUUCUCUGCCUCAGUUUUAGGAUUUCUUCUAGAUGAAACGUGUGAUACACUGGAUUGUAAACUGGACAGUAUGACGCAGACGAUGACGAGACAACAGAAAACUAUAGACGAACAAUCGAACAAAAUCGCGUUACUGGAGGAGCAGUUGUUGGCUAUGAACAAAAAACUAAAAAUUGCGAGUUCUGAAGAAACAAGGACUACAAAUACUCUGGAACCACCAUUGGCACAAAUUACAAUCCCCUCUUUUUAUGCGGUCAAAUCCCAAGAUCAACGAAAUAUUGCAAAAGGAGAGAGGAUCAUGUUUGAGACGGGAGUAACCAAUGUUAUGAAAGCGUACGAUGUUUUCAGUGGCGUCUUCAAAGUUCCACUGAAAGGGACCUAUGGUUUCACGUGGAGCAUUGCCAUGAACAACGUGGAGAACCAUGCCUGCUUCUCCCUCGUAGUUAACGACCGUGUUGUUGGACAAACGUAUUUGUGGAACAACGGAAGUGACGCAGUAUCCACGGGAUUUUCCAUCGUGGAGGUCAAUGCUGGGGAUGAUGUAUUUAUGAGCAUAUGCAAUAUCAGUCAACCAUUGGGUGAAAUUAUAAGUGACAUUUACCGCAAGACCACUUUUGCAGGCUGGUGCAUUGCAUGUACUGAUUGAAAAGUAAACUUGACGUUUCGUUAUUUAAAUGUAAAAACAAA
Ostrea edulis (European flat oyster) is the source of this 744-nucleotide messenger RNA. RefSeq names its product complement C1q tumor necrosis factor-related protein 3-like. The transcript is spliced from 2 exons. NCBI's taxonomy places the organism in Eukaryota, Metazoa, Mollusca, Bivalvia, Ostreida, Ostreidae. The coding region runs from base 41 to 703 and encodes 220 amino acids. Gene Ontology annotation, molecular function: protein binding. The record is from RefSeq and is a predicted model, not a curated record.